CAUGAACCAAAGCAUAUUAAUUGUGUUAUACAAUCCGACAGAUUUCCACAUCCGACUCCAUUCGAAACUCCUUUCCAAUUUAUAAUGUCGUCUUACAGCACCAACGGCACGAAUGGCGUGAACGGAACGAACGGCAUGAACGGCACCACCGCCAACGGUGUCACGACCAGCGGCGUCACUACGAACGGCACCACCAAACCCCUGAACCCCCUCGACCCCUGCUUCCACGACGGUGAUGGCACCUCACCGGUCACCGCGGCGUGGGGCCCAAGCUUCACUGCUGCCUUCGCUGCCAACUCUACGGAGAGCGGCGUCAUUAUUGAUCGCCGCGGCGUGAGCCCUCGCUUCAUUCGCGAGACACUUGCCACCGCCCGCUCGUACGCCUCCAUGGGCUACGAGAACUUCUACGACGGAGCGACUGGCGAGCAGCUGACGCAGCGCCCCUGGCGGCUUGGUUGGCCAGGCUGGCAUCAAUAG
Messenger RNA from Paraphaeosphaeria sporulosa, 477 nucleotides. RefSeq lists its product as uncharacterized. NCBI's taxonomy places the organism in Eukaryota, Fungi, Ascomycota, Dothideomycetes, Pleosporales, Didymosphaeriaceae. The transcript has 2 exons. The coding region runs from base 85 to 477 and encodes 130 amino acids. The record is from RefSeq and is a predicted model, not a curated record.